AUGGUAUCCUCAAGUGACAGUGUUUCUAACAAAAUUCAUCUCGAGCGACGCAUUUCCCUUUCCAAUGGUUGUGCUAUUAUUGUUGGUGUUAUUGUUGGUUCUGGAAUAUUUGUUAGCCCCAAAGGAGUUCUUAUUGAAUCGGGAAGCGCUGGUUUGUCAUUGAUCAUUUGGAUUUUAUCAGGUGCAUUUGCCACAAUGGGUGCUUUUGUUUAUGCUGAACUAGGAACAACUAUUCCUAAAAGUGGCGGUGAGUAUGCAUACAUCAGUGAGGCAUUUGGUCCUUUGCCUGCAUUUCUUUUUCUUUGGGCAGCACUAAUUAUUAUUAACCCAACGUCAAAUGCUAUUAUGGCGUUAACAUUUGCUCAGUACACACUUCAACCAUUUUUCAAAAACUGCGAACUACCCGAUUAUGCUGUGAGAUUAUUAGCUGCUUGCAUCAUUUGUUUAUUGACAUUUGUCAACUGCUACAGUGUGAAGUGGUCAAUGAGAAUGCAAAAUGUUUUUUCAUUGGCUAAAGUAGCUUCCCUUUGUGUCAUUAUAAUAGCUGGUUUAUUGUGGUUAUGUUUGGGUAAUACAGAGCAUUUGGAACCAUCAAUAUUAUUUGAAGGAACGCAGACAAAUCCGAGUCAUAUAGCAUUAGCUUUUUAUUCGGGUGUAUUUUCAUUUAGUGGAUGGAAUUCGUUGAAUUUCGUAACCGAAGAGCUUAUUAAUCCGCGCAAAAAUUUGCCUCGAGCGAUUAUGAUUUCAUUGUUCACAGUAACAGCUAUAUAUAUGCUCGUUAACAUCGCUUAUUUUGCUGUCUUGUCUGUACCGGAAGUUCUCGAUUCACCGGCAGUUGCAAUGACUUUUGCAGAAGUAGCCAUGGGUAAAUUUGCAUCGGUAAUGCCUAUAUUUGUUGCCAUUUCAUGUGCUGGUGGCCUAAAUAGUAUUAUUUUCUCAGCAAGUCGAAUGUUCUUCGUUGGCGCCAGGGAUGGUCAGCUGCCAGAAUUACUUUCGAUGAUUUCCAUAAAUUACCUGACGCCACUGCCAUCACUACUCAUUCUUGGCAUCUUGUCAUUACUGAUGUUGGUUACUUCGAACAUUUAUUUACUCAUCAAUUAUCUGACAUUUACUGAAGCGUUUGUAAUUGCACUUUCCGUUGCUGGUCUAAUCAAAUUGCGUUUUACUCAGCCUGAUAUCCCUCGUCCAAUCAAGCAAAAUAUUUUGUUCCCAGCGACAUUUUUGGUUAUUUGCAUUGCACUGCUGAUGUUACCGUUUUUCAUACAACCCGAAGAACUGAUUAUUGGUGUUUUAAUUAUUCUCACUGGCAUCCCAUUUUAUUUUGUUUUCCUGUUUUGGAAAAAUAAACCAGCUUGUUUAUAUAAGCCUUGGAUUUCAAUGACGCACGCAAUCCAGAAAUUGCUUUAUUGUGUUCCAGAAGAGGAGCAUACUGAUUAA
This is a messenger RNA of Brugia malayi, 1437 nucleotides long. RefSeq lists its product as uncharacterized. Lineage: Eukaryota; Metazoa; Nematoda; Chromadorea; Rhabditida; Onchocercidae. The transcript has 10 exons. Gene Ontology annotation, molecular function: L-amino acid transmembrane transporter activity. Gene Ontology annotation, biological process: amino acid transmembrane transport. Bases 1 to 1437 code for a protein of 478 amino acids. The record is from RefSeq and is a predicted model, not a curated record. Gene Ontology annotation, cellular component: membrane.